This is a messenger RNA of Saccostrea cuccullata (small rock oyster), 2883 nucleotides long. RefSeq names its product E3 ubiquitin-protein ligase rnf213-alpha-like. The annotation marks the transcript as partial. NCBI's taxonomy places the organism in Eukaryota, Metazoa, Mollusca, Bivalvia, Ostreida, Ostreidae. Gene Ontology annotation, molecular function: ubiquitin-protein transferase activity; ATP hydrolysis activity. The transcript is spliced from 15 exons. The record is from RefSeq and is a predicted model, not a curated record.
AUGAUGCAAGCUGCUAAGGAAGUCUUGCUGUGGUGUGCUACACCCGAUGGUGUGCUGAGGGCCAAAAAUAAACUUCCUCAACGGGACUUUGACUUUGUAGAAAAUGUUUACUAUGAACGACAGAAGCAUGAUAAUAUUCUUUAUUACCUUGACCAGAAGAUCAGGAGGGAAGAUAGUGAGGGACUGUUUGCUCAGGUGACCACCAACUCUACUCUGAUCACUACAGUAGAUGUAGCAGAGCUGUCCCAAUACCUCCACAUUCCUCACACACAGAUAACACUACUCACUCUACAGUCAUUUGACACAGAGCAACAGUUCUGUAGACAAGUCAAACAAAGUUUUGAGAGAGACUUGACUGCUGAUUCACUGUUGAUUGUACAGUGUGACAGUGGAAAUGAGAAUGCUAGCCUUGUGGCCUGUGCCCAGUAUUCUGUGUUAGAUAAACUACAACAGCUGGAAGAUGAGAAGACAGGGAAGACACACAUUGUCUUCAUCAUCCAUCUCCCCAGGGUGGCAGGUGGAGGAUUCACGGGAUUCCAGUGUGGUUUAUGGCACUCUGUUCACAUCGACGAUCUUAGACCAGAUGGUGAUAAAAUGCCCAGUUUUCUGGAUUUAAAGAAUAAGAGUGCAGGAACUUUACUAGAAAGUGGUACUGACCCCUCUAAACACAGAGACACAGAAGAAAUGGACUGGGAGGGGAGGUCAGAUUAUGAUAAACCGGAAACUGAGGACAUAGAAAUGGAGGAUCAGGAUGUUUAUCUGCAUGACUUUGGCAGCAUGAUGGAGCGAACAGGACAAGUCCAUGUGGAGAAGAAGGUGGAUAUUCCAUUCUUCAUCAAAAUGACAGCACAUACAGCCCUGGCCAUGGUGAAAGAUCCAGCUGAGGACUCAGCAAGGACAACCGAGAGAGUGAAAAUUCUGUUAGAGCUUCUACACCAAGUAACAAAAGAAAAAAUGACAUUCAUGCAAGGAGUUGUGCACCACCUAACGGCCCUGAUGAAGGAGAGAGAGGAGACCAUGGGGCAGUCUACUGUGAGUUGGUUGUAUUCAGAGGCCACCAACAGGGACUGUAUAAACAGGGCAGGAACUUUCAGAAAAGCUCGAAACCAGUGCAUCAUUAAGAAAUUGUCCCCCAUUUUGGCUGGCAUUGUUGCUCAAGUGGACACCAGUAAUAACCUUGACCUUUUGAUUAAGACUGACCCAGAUACCUGGCAGCACAAACUUUGGCUUGAGAUCAUCAAUGACCCCUCAGUCACACAGAUAGAAUAUUCCAUGAUUGUGUCCCCCAAAAGACAGCAGGAACUUCCCGAGGUGAUGGUGAGGGGGACGGGGUGUGAUGGACAGAAAUUUACAGCUCAGAUGCCUUUCUCCUGGCUGAUAUACAACCAGAUUGACCGAACCAUGAGGACGUCACAAGAUCUUGAAAAAUAUGAAACAAUUCAAGAAUUGGUCCAAAGAGUAACAAAUAUCAUAGAAAACACACCUAUUGGAAAAGUGCUUCAAAAGUGUCUAUGUGAAGUCAGGGUGCCUGAAUUUGUCAAGACAUAUCUCAGUGAUUUUGUUUAUAUGGUAUAUCAUGUGACCAGUGUUGAGGAGCAUGGGCUGGUGUGUGAAACUUUACUGAAUGGAAUGAAUAUUGACUUCAAAGAAGGACUGCAGAGUGUUGUGAUGAACUUUGUAGCAAUUCAUGCUGUAUAUAAUAAAGUUGUACCAAGACUGAGAAAUUUUGCCAGUAUUACACGAGUGUGGCCUGAGUGUAUUGCUAAAAUUAUCGAGUUCCAGCAGAAAAGUCCUCAAUUUUUCCUUGUCACAAAUGCAGAACUGACCCUGGAUAUACUUGGCCUCUACCUGUUGUUAAAAUCUUUGGAGCCUGGUGAGGACUCACUAAAUGACAACAGGGGCAGACAAUACUGGCAGAAACAGGUACUCAAGUACCGGCCUGUGGUGGAGAGGAUUCUGGGACAGUUUGUACAGGAGGUGGAUCCAUCAGGAGUGGAGGAGUUUGGGAGAAGGUGUAGGGAGGGCAGUAAGGAAGCCAGAUGCCAGUGGAGUAAGGUUGUAGUCAUGAAACUGUUUCUUCAGCAUGUCUGUGCAGAGGACACAGCAAUCCCAGUGGAGCGAUGCAAGACGUUAUGGGUGAUGCUUAAAGAUAAUGUAGAUUUCAAGAACAUUGAAGCUUUGGAAAAGGUGGAGAAAUUCCUGAAAAUGUGUAUGAAAAAAGCAGUCACCACAGCAUUCGGGAGGUUAGAUAGCUGUAAAGCCUGUGAAAGAGAGAUCACCGAGAGACCUAUACAACUCGCCUGUAAGGACGUCAUCUGUAUCAUUUGUUACAAUGACAUGAAGAUACUGAGAUCUACUGAAUGUCCUGUCUGUCAUGAUGAAAUUCCUGAUCACUUCAAUCCAAAUCAAGACAACACCAAAAACCUGAGGAUGCACAAACUCAGGGUCUUCCAAAGACACUGUAACAGUUUCUUUAUGGAUCUUGUGUCCCAGCUGUGUUUUACUGAUGAGGAGCCACCGUCCAGUGCAGUGGUUCAGAAGCUAAUGUCUUACAUUACCACCACAGCUCGAAAGGGCCAGGGAGGGAGAAUGGCCAGUAAGGAGUUGUCAGUGUUUGAGGAAGGCAUUGAUCCUACACCAGUCCUACGAUCCUUCUUCCUACAACACCUUAUAAGGACCAGCUCUGGAGAAGUAAGCGAGUGUCUACAGAUUUACUUGGAUCAAGUGGAGGAGCUGAUGUCCCUCAAAGAAAAUGAAGACAAAAUGAUAGAACUCUCUCUGUUGGUCAUUAAUUGCCUAGAGGACUCCCUGCACCAAGAGGUUACCAAAAGUGUUGACCCAGAAAAAUCCAAAAUCAAGAUGGCCACCCAGAUGCUUCAGCAC